This is a messenger RNA of Equus caballus (horse), 3026 nucleotides long. It is a transcript of the gene ZCCHC12, whose product is annotated as zinc finger CCHC-type containing 12. Gene Ontology annotation, cellular component: nucleus. The record is from RefSeq and is a predicted model, not a curated record. NCBI's taxonomy places the organism in Eukaryota, Metazoa, Chordata, Mammalia, Perissodactyla, Equidae. Gene Ontology annotation, molecular function: zinc ion binding; nucleic acid binding.
UCAGAACCAACGAAACCCUGGGCCACCCAAGCGGAGCGCGGGAACUUAACCACUCAGCCACGGGCCGGCCCCCAAGGAAUCUGCAUUUCUAACAAGCUCCCCAAAAUGAUUCUGAUGCAGCCAGCCUUGCACCCCUACUUUAGCGAGUACUGGUUAUGAGGCUGGGAGUCUAAGUCACGUCAGUGUUAAAUAGACAUACUGUCACCUCCUUCACAGUAAAAGAGAUGUCUGUGCACGCCUGUUUGCACAAAGAUUUUUUGCACAAGAAAGCACUAAUGCUUUUUUUGAUCCCCUCCUCCCUAUACAAAGGUGAAGAACUUUUAUUUGAUUUCUAUCCCACCUCGUGUUUAAUGCAUCUGGCCGCAAGGCCCGGAGUUGAGCCAAGGGAGAAAGAGAGGGAGAAAGAAGAGUCGCAAACUCCUUCAGUCGGUGCAGCCAAGCUGCACUUGACACCCCAAGGACCUGCUGCCCACCCCCCACCCCCUCUGGCGUAUAUUUGCAAUGGGCCCUAGGCUGCAUGGGGACCCCGCCCCCAUGCCCCGCUGAUUGGCCGCGCCGGCCCGUUCGUCACGCUCUUUUGUCUCAGUGGGCAGAGGAUAAAAGCAGCCUCGGCUGCCGUGGGAACUGUGCUGCCUCUACUUGGCUACCCCUCGCUGGGCAGCCUUGCGGAGCAGCUCCAUCUGGCAGUCCCGGGUCCCUUAGCGGCCAAAGAGGCGCAGGUCCUUCUCCCCUGCAGGGCGGCGGAGACCAGAGGCGGAAUCCACAGCUGUCAACGCCGGAGCGUCAGCUACCCACCAGCACAGCAUAGGUAAAGAAAGGGGGCGCGAUUGCCCAGCGCGGAGAGAGGAAGGGGAAGCCCCGCCAGGAUUGGGCGGCUCCCCUCCUGGGGAAUCGAGAACUGCGAGGCAGAGGAAGGAGCACUCCCUUGGCCCGGCUGCGCCGAGGGAGGAGGUGGGGUUCCACUGGAUGCUGCCCAAUGGGUCAUCAAAACCGAAUGCGAACUUGAAUUCUGUGCGGCUGAUUGCAGAGCUGUCUUGACGCUCUGAGGUCCCGGAUCGGCGUCCCCCGGUGGACAGAGAUCGACUGUACCUCGGAGGCGAGCUUUCUCACGGAGGCCACAGGUUGCAGAGGCUGGAAGUGAAAUAAAGGCGCGCGCUUGUUCCUGAGCUCCUUCUCUACUGAGAUAGGAAAGCAGAGACCCCCCCCCCCCCCCCCGCCACGCCUGCAGAUUAGGCUUUUCCAAAAAGCCUGAACAUCUUGUUAUAUUCAGAUACCCGAUCAUCAUCAGACAUGGCUAGCAUCCUUUCUCGCGUGGGUAAUGGCCGGCGGCAGAACGCACACUUGCCGCCUUGGGCCCACUCAAUGCUGAGGUCCCUGGGAAGGAGUCUUGGUCCCUUAAUGGCCAACAUGGCAGAGAGGAACAUGAAGUUGUUCUCGGGGAGGGUGGUGCCAGCACAGGGGGAAGAAACCUUUGAAAACUGGCUGAUCCAAGUCAAUGGGGUCCUGCCAGAUUGGAAUAUGUCUGAGGAGGAAAAGCUUAAACGCUUGAUGAAAACCCUUAGGGGCCCUGCCCGGGAGGUCAUGCGUUUGCUCCAGGCGGCCAACCCCAACCUAAGUGUAGCAGAUUUCUUGCGUGCGAUGAAAUUGGUGUUUGGGGAGUCUGAAAGCAGUGUGACUGCUCAAGGUAAAUUUUUUAACACUCUGCAGGCACAAGGGGAGAAAGCCUCCCUUUAUGUGAUCCGUUUGGAGGUGCAGCUCCAGAAUGCUAUUCAGGCAGGGAUCAUAGCUCAGAAAGAUGCGAACCAGACUCGCCUGCAGCAGCUCCUUUUAGGGGCUGAGCUGAAUGGGGACCUGCGCUUCAGGCUAAAGCAUCUUCUCAGAAUGUAUGCAAGUGAGCAGGAGCAUCUUCCUAAUUUCCUAGAGUUAAUCAGAAUGAUAAGGGAGGAAGAGGAUUGGGAUGACACUUUUAUGAAACAGAAGCGGGCCAAGAGAUCUGAGUCAAUGGUGGAGAGAGCAACCAGCCCAGUGGCAUUUCAGGGCCCUCCACCGAUAGAGAUCAGCAGUGCCAACUGCAACGUGAUAGAGAUAGAUGAUACCUUCAAUGACUCAGAUGAGGAUGUGAUCCUGGUGGAGUCUCAGGACCCUCCACUUUCAUUCUUGAGCUCUCCUCCCCCCAGACGCAGGGCCAGACUUCGGGAUCCAGUGCUAGUCAUUGAUUCCCCCAACAGUUCCCGGGCUCAAUCUCCUUCCACCAGUGGUGGUUCUGGGUCUAAGAAUGAUAGUCUUGGGGAUAUGCUUAGAGCCAGGAAGCGAAAAUACACAAUCCGCUGUUCGUAUUGUGGUGAGGAGGGCCACUCAAAGGAAACCUGUGACGAGAGCAACAAGGCCCAGGUGUUUGAGAAUCUGAUCAUCACCCUGCAGGAGCUGACACACAUAGAGGAGGACGGGUCAAGAGAGGCCCCUGGCGAACCCAAUGAUCCUUCUGAGCCACAGUGAGGGGCCAGCCCCCAGCCUUAAAUGAACCCUAACCCAUAUUCAGAGUCCAGCAAUGGGAAAACUGGGGAGGGGGGAGUGCUUCUAAUUGCAUGAAUUAAUCCUCAAAGUGGCUUUCUUUUGGGGUGGAGGAGAAAGGUCUUGGAUACCAGCACAGUGGAGGGAGAUGGCCUGACCUCUGUUCUUGCUCUUCACUCCUGCCCUCCCCCGCUGCCUAAGGGUCUAUUUUCUGUGUGUGCCCAUUUCCUUGAUGGCUUUAUUCUCUUUGUGAAAGUGGCAUAAUUCAUUGUUAACCAUUCAAACAAUAAAGAAAAGUACAAAAAGUACAAAUUACCCCAAACCCUCCACCCUUAUAGAACCAUUGUCAACCCUUUGAUGAAUGUCCUUCUAGAUAUUUCCCUAUAUCUACAUACCCAGGUAUAUGUAUAGAUAAAAGUGAUCAAAUAUAAGUGCUGUUCUAUAGUCUGUAUUUUUUCACCAAACAAUAUAUGUUGUGGGCUUAUUCUAUGUCAAUAAAUAUAUAUCAGCAUCUA